CUGGCCGUUGGUAGACUGGGGGAUCCCUGAUGGAAGCUGGUUUGUGAGAGGGGUGGUUGCAUUGAUUUGGAAGUGGGAAACUCAUUCAAAAUGAGGACGUGUUUGUUAUUGACUGCCGUUGGAGUGUACCUGAGUGUGUUAAGCGUAUCAGGGGUGCCACUGAAACUUUUCUACCCGUUCGGGUCGGAAACCCGAGAUUAUGUCCUGCAAACUGGUGACGAUGUUAGUUCCAGCGAAUACCCUCUCAAUACAACCAUUGCGUAUUUGAACAAGAAUUACAGAAGCGUAUAUAUAAAUAGCAACGGUCAUUUAUCAUUCGACUCGGAGCUGCCAGUCUACCGACCUUCGCUAAUACUUCCUAUAGGAUUUGAUAUAAUUGCUGCCUUCUUCGCCGAUGUCGACACCACAGCAGCAGGGGAUAUAUUUUUUAGAGAAACAAACGACCCAGGGUUACUACAGCGGGCAAGCACCGACGUACAAGCUCACUUCCGGGGUCACAGCCUGUUUGAAGCAACGUCUUUGUUCAUAACAACGUGGGAUAACGUCGGCUACUACAACAGCAAGUCCGACAAGGUGAACACGUUCCAGAUUGUCUUAGCGUCAAACGGAUAUGACUCGUUCGCGUUUUUCUACUAUCUGGACAAUGGAAUGGGGUGGAUUAUGGGAGAUGGGAAAGAGAGCCCAAACCUUGUCGACGUCCCUGCGCAAGCUGGGUUCGAUUCUACAGAUGGAAGAAACGUGAAACUGCCUAACUCUGGUACAACGUCAUCCUUUGUCAACCACACCAACGUCAACAUCCCCGGUGCGUGGAUGUUCCAUAUCGGUAACCGGGAGGCGGAGAACAUCCAGCCCGCGGACCUCAACACAGGAGAAGUGUUCGUGUUCCCAGUGGAGCCCGGCAAGGGAAGCUGCCUGGAGGGGACCAGGACGUGUCAUAUAAACGCCCGCUGUGUGGACUUUUCAGACGGUUUCUGCUGCGAGUGCCUGCCGCCGUACUACGGAAACGGAAAAACCUGCCUGGAACCAGGUGUUCCACAACGUCUUAAUGGAAAGGUUCACGGUGUACUGAACGGCGUGACCUUGCUUGAUCUUGACAUGCACACUUACGUAGUGACAGCAGACGGUCGCGCCUAUUCCGCCAUCAGCCGAGUUCCCACGGAGCUUGCUACCGCCAUGCAGACUCUCAGUGCCAUUGGAGGCAUCAUCGGUUGGAUGUUCGCGGUGCCAACAAACACCAAGGCCAAAAAUGGAUAUGUGUUCACAGGCGGAGAGUUCAACAGGACUGCGAUAGUGACGUUCUUGUUUGGAAACAAAACGUACGUGCUCAAUGUCCAGCAAAACUUCUACGGCCACGACGCGCUCAACAACCUGCGCAUGGAGACCACCCUGAAUGGCGAGAUCCCGCCAAUAGAGCUGGGUGCCAAGGUCGUCGUGGAUGACCAUAAGGAGAACUUUAAGAAGCUCCGACCAGGCCUGAUCAAGGCGAAGUCGAGUCGCACUUACAGGAUCAACGAUGUCGCCUACCGCUACACCUGGGACCAGACCAUCAUGUUUUCCGAGUGCAUGGCGGAUCCGGAUGUGCAGGCACUCGGUACGGUCCGUCUCUCUGUGGGCAGGAACUUCGUCGUCUUUGACAGACCCAACCAGGUGGUGAGAUUCGCCCAGUCCAACAAGGUUGGAAUGCUGACAGGUUCGGACCCGUGCCGUGAUGCCGCCCAGAACUGCGCCGCUGAUGCCGACUGCAUCCCCGAGGGCGAAACCUACAGGUGUGUCUGCAGACAAGGCUUUGUUGGAGAUGGCGGAACCUGCGAUGAUAUCGACGAGUGUACAAUUGGAAGUCACAUGUGUGACGUCAACGCCCGUUGUUUCAACGUCAGGGGAACUUACCAGUGUCAGUGCCAGGCCGGCUUCAGGGGCGACGGUGAAGUGUGUCAACGUGAGGUACAGCUCUGCGGGGAGAUUCUCUGUGGGGAACAUGGCCGCUGCGUCUUCGACAGCGUCCAACAACAACCUGUAUGCGAAUGCAACACCGGCUUCGCAGGAAACGGGGUGGACUGUGAGCCAAUUGAGUUCAGCUGCAACGAGGUGGAUAACUGCAGCCCCAACGCACAGUGCAUUUACGACGGGGAAGAGGGCCGCUACGUAUGCGAGUGCGAGGAUGGCUUCAGCGGCGACGGUUUGUCCUGCGAGACUACGGAUGACCGGAGUGUGUGUCUGAGAUGUGAUUCUAACGCCGCCUGCGUCAUGGACGUCGAUCGCUUCACGUACAGGUGUCAGUGCAACGCUGGUUACAGCGGUGACGGGUUCAGGUGCUCUACCAUAGACCCAUGCGUGGAAUGCAGUGUCAACGCCCAGUGUGACUUUGACCAGUCAACCCAGGCCUACCAAUGUCGAUGUCGUUCUGGUUUCUAUGGAGAUGGACGUCGUUGCGAGGCUUACGACUGCAAAACGCACGCCGUUUGUGACCAGAACGCCGAAUGUGUCACAGACCCCGACUACGGCAACAACUACUGCAGGUGUAGCAGUGGUUACCGAGGAGACGGCCGUCGCUGUUUGUUGGAGGGAUGUGGUGAUGACGACGACUGUGACAGCAAUGCACGGUGCGGGCCUGAUCCCCGGGAUACAAGUCGCAACAUCUGCCGGUGCGUCUCUGGCUUCGAGGGCGACGGCAAGGUCUGCAUACAACGAGUCAACAACUGUAACGAAGUCAACAACUGCGCAAGGGAAGCAGAAUGCAUCUAUGACCCGGAUAGGCGGUCUUACAGUUGUCAGUGUCGGGCAGACUACAUUGGAGACGGGCGCACCUGCGAACGCCGAGAUGACAUCCCCAACUGUUACCGUGACCCCCGCCUGUGUGACCCUAACGCCUCCUGUGUCCAGAACGUCGACCACUACGUCUGUGUGUGUAACCAGAACUUCGUCGGGGACGGCAGUUCCUGCAGAGCGUUUGACGGCAGCGGCAGCUUCCUCAUCUACGCCCAAGGGUACAGCAUCUCCCGCGUUCCUUAUCAGGGCACCGGCAGGGGACAGAUGCUCAUCUACGUACCAGGUCAGCUGGCAGUAGGUCUGGACACUGACUGUCUUGAGGCGCUGCUAUACUGGACAGACGUGGCCGGCGGUCAGAUCAGAAGGGCCCGGUAUGAUGGCACAGACAUACAGACAGUGCUGACAGGCCUUGUGUCUCCCGAGGGCAUCGCCAUUGACUACAUCUCCAGGAACCUCUACUACACCGACUCAGAACUCGACGUCGUUGGUGUUGCAAAGCUAGAUGGUACCGAUCAGAAGACACUCUUCAGCUCCGACAUCACCAACCCAAGAUCCAUCGUCCUGGACCCACGUAGAGGGGUGUUCUACUGGACUGACUGGAACAGGGACAAACCUCAGAUCGAGAAGGCCAACAUGGACGGCACGAGCAGGAUGGUACUGGUGACCUCCGACCUGGGCCUGCCGAACGGUCUAACCCUGGAUGACCGGACCCAGCAGCUUUGUUGGGGAGACGCCGGUACCCAUCGCAUUGAAUGUAUCCGAACCGAUGGUUUGGGGCGCCGCAUCCUCUACGACAAGGCCACCUACCCCUUCGACGUCGCCUUCUUCAACAACGUCCUGUACUGGACCGAUUGGGAAACUAAGGGAAUUCCCAACGUCGACCGUGAUGGAGGCGCUGAUGGCAACGACCCGAUCAACCUCGCCAUCGGUGGCAAUGGCCGCUUGUACGGCGUGACAGCGGUCAGAGACCAAUGUCCACGAGUGAGCAAUGGCUGCGCAGUUAACAACGGCGGAUGUCGUUACCUCUGUCUCCCAUCACCAAGCGGAGGGCGAACCUGCGCAUGCCCAGACGAUAUUGACCCAAGAAGGUGCAACGAAGUGGCCUUGAAAAAGCGGAAGUGAAAUGUCAGCAGCAAUGAAUGAACAAAAUCUUGGGAAUGAGUGUCGCUUAUGUGAUCUGAGCGGUCGGAAAAACCAUGGUGCUAUUGGGGAUGCUCGAUAAUACUCUCAGUGUUCUAAUGUGCCAAAGUACUCGUGUAUAUAGGGUAUAUAUUGACUGUAUCGAGUCGACUGCUAUGUAUAACCACAACCCAUGCUUAAUAACUCCUUGCAUCUAUCCCGCAGACCCUUUAAUGGCUUUAACAACGCCUACGUUCUUCCCUGUAAGUCCACUAUGUUAGAAUAUAGACUUCAGGAAAUAUGCCCCUUGAUCAUUACACCACAUUAUGGAUCUUUUCAUUGAAUUGCUCAAACAAUAUACUGUUAUAAUGGCGUGGAUACUAUUUGUGGAGUCAGCACUUUCAGACCAGGUACAACUUUUCUGUUCACGUCUCUUAAGCCGGGACAAGAGACAUGAGAUGCUCAAUAGUCAAUAUGCUUCAUAGGAAAUGCGAGUCAUCGUUUUAUGUGUAUCAUAUGUGUAUUAUCUGUUGUUUAGUACUAGAUGUAUUUAACAUAGUGUACCAUAGUCGGACUGUAGCAGUGUCAUGUCGUGUGAGGCCACGGUGAAGAUAGGGUUGUUUUAAGAAUCGGAAGUUCGGAUUUGAAGAAAUACGUCUUUUAUGCGUUUUGUACAAACGCCUCUCUUGUUUUUAUGUAUAGCGAGGGCUGUUUGAUGAUAUAAGAAAAUCAUUUUAAUUGUUCCAAUCAGAACUUUAGAUGCCAGUGUUUUUAACGAUUCACUAGGUAAGGCCAAAAUAAGAGAUGGUAUGUCUGACACUUUUUGUAAGGAACUAUUGCCGGCUACUUUUUACACAAAUAUGUUGGACGAGAACAAGCUGGAUAAAUAUCCCAUAAAACUACCAACGGAAUCCUAGAUCUGUACCAGUAGGUGUAUCCAACUGACUAAACUAUAAGCUAUGACCAGCGAUUGCUACACGAAUUUUAUCUGUUCUAAAACAAUAGUAAUGAUGUUGUUUAUUCACUUCGGGUUUGUGUAUCUAAGCUUGUCAGGGGAGCACUGUAAUUAAAGCACUUCCUUUAUUUUGUGUUCUUAAAAAAGGUAGAGCCAAAUAGGUUAUACAGUAGACCAACUCCAAUGUACCUAUUUCCAUCUCAGUAAGAUGGCCCCUGUAAGAACAGAUUGCC
This is a messenger RNA of Haliotis rubra (blacklip abalone), 5073 nucleotides long. Its product is annotated as nidogen-2-like. Gene Ontology annotation, biological process: cell-matrix adhesion. The record is from RefSeq and is a predicted model, not a curated record. Gene Ontology annotation, molecular function: calcium ion binding. The coding region runs from base 91 to 3888 and encodes 1265 amino acids. Lineage: Eukaryota; Metazoa; Mollusca; Gastropoda; Lepetellida; Haliotidae. The transcript has 25 exons.